AUGGCCCUCUGGAUUGAUCUUAUACCGAAACUGCACGCCGAAAGCCGCUACCACCACCACCACCACCACCACCACAACAACAACAACAAUAAUAAAAACAAAAUCAAUGUUAACAAUAGAGAUAAAAAACCUGAGAACAGUGAUAAUGUUCAAGAUGAGGAUGAUGACGAUGAUGAUGAUUUAAGUGAGGAUCACGAAGAAGACGAUGACGACGACGAUGACGAUGAUGAAAAUUAUCAUGAGUUGGAGGACUAUAGAAACAAAUCAAGAUUCGAGCCGUACGUUACGUUCUUCCACCAGCGAAAACAACAACAACACCAACAACGACAUUUUGGUAACACUUCCAAGAUUCAUUCACCCUACGAUCCAUCUCUCCGCCAGCAACAACAACAACAACUACAACAACAACGUAACAACAACUACUUCCGUCACAUCAAUCACAUCCCGUCCUUCCCACAUCAACACUUACAAGAAAUUCACAACAACCACAACCACAACUUGCAAACACUACACAACAAACAACAACAACUCAUUCAAAACACAAAAAAACAGCAGAAACAAAGCACCAAAGCCAACAACAACAACAACUCGACUUCGAGAAACGAACAACAACAGCCACAAAACACUAACAAAACUCUCGCGGCUGCAGUACCGCUGCUGGCGACACUAACCGUCGGCUUGGCGUUAUUUUGCUGCAACUUUGUCAUGUUUUGUGCCGUCUGCCGUCAGAAAAAAAGAUUGCGAAAAGAAAGAAUCCUCUUGAAGUUAGACAACGUUGAAAGAAAUUUCAGCACUAAAUCCAACAGCAGCAACAACGAUAAAGAGCUGUUGUACUGCAGCGGCAACAAAAAUAACAGCAACAACAACAACAACGACACAACAACAACUACCAGUCUGAUAAAAUCAACUCUCAGUAUUUCACCUUCCAAAUUGAAUCGCUUGACGAUCGACUCGAGAAAACAUCAUCAACAUCGUCAUCAGCAGCAGCAGCAAAUGCAGCAGCAGCACAGCUACCAGCAGCAGCAGCAGCAACAAGAUUUCACAAACAAAUCAAACAACAACAACGCUUAUGUUAUCAGAACUCCUGACACUUCACUGUUUCACAAAUUCUUAACCACCCCUCCAAACCCAUCACCACCACAAAGCGCUCUACCACUGACGACGAUCACUAUUUCUACCACCACUGCUAUUCCCACAAUCACUCCAUCCCAAUUCUACCACAUACCCUCACCACCCGCCAAAUGCUGCCAGCAGAAUGACGUGAUCAAAAGUUUUGGCAGAGCUGAAAACUGCUUCCCGGAUGAUCACAUCGGAAGUAGUAGCAGUAGAAAUCAUUACGUCAUACAGUCAUCUAUGUCAUCGUCAACAGCGUCGUCGUCAUCGUCAUCACUGGACGUGACCCACGCCCCAUCCAAAAGGUCAAAGGUCAAGUUCACCAAAAAGACCACCAAUCAAAACAAGUUUUUAAACUGUCCGGACAUUUAUGAAGAUGAUGACGACGAUGAUGAUGCCGACGAUGAUGGCGGUGGUGUUGAUGAUGAUGUCCGUAAUAAAAAAAAAUUUGAUGGCGAUGAUAAUAGUACUGUGAAUAGUAAUAAUAAUAACAUCAACAAUAAUAACAGAUAUUUCAGCAAUAAUACUAAUAACAAUAAUAGCAUAAUCACGUGCUAUUUAAGCAGAACUUCCGGUGAAAAUGUUGAUAAUUUUUCAGGAUCUGGCUUAAAAAAUUUUCUUUUCGCCACCACAACAGCAGCAGUAGCAGUAGCAACCACAUCUGCCACAUCAACAACGUUGUCAAUCAGGAGUCUGCCUAGAUACACAACAACAACAUCAGCAACUGUUGCUGCAACAACUUUGUUGCCUGCAGCGGCAUCAGCAGCAACGUCAUCUGCGACCACUCGUUUUUAUGACGCGAACAAUAAAAACAGUUCGUCGUUCACCUUGAAAUCAUUGGCUGUUGAUAUAACACAACAAACCCCGAAACAACAUCAACAACAACAACAACAACAUCUUCAACAGCAACAAUAUCAGCAACAACAACAACAGCACUCUCAACAUAUCAUCUUCAACCAGCAACAUUCCCUACCGCGCCAGCACCACACAGAUUACGACUCUAAAAUAAAUAAUCAGAUGACGUCAUCGUCAACAGCGAUGACGUCAUCAACUACAACAUUUUUUAACGGUACAUUUCCCUUGCUAAUGAAUGGCGGACUGCAUAUUAGCGCUGUCAACCAACAACAACAACAGCAGCAACAACAGAUAUUAUUGAAUCGUCCUCACAAACAACAACAACAGCAACAAUUACAUCAACAACAGCAACAAUUGAAGUCAAUCGCAUCCUUACACCAACAACCAAACGACAGCAGCAACAUCAAUGACGACAACAGCAGCAACAACAACAACAACUGCAGCUUUAGCGACAACACCAGUCAACUAACAUUCCCUUCAAAAGAUCCAUCAACUAUCGUCUAA
Molecule: messenger RNA, 2472 nt
Organism: Helobdella robusta
Lineage: Eukaryota; Metazoa; Annelida; Clitellata; Rhynchobdellida; Glossiphoniidae
Exons: 1
Coding region: 1-2472 (823 amino acids)
Source: RefSeq, a predicted model, not a curated record